AUGACAACCACAACUACGACAGGGGAUGUUCCAGUGACCAAAUCGGCCAUCUUGGUCGCAUGGUCCUUCCUUGCUGCGAAUCCAGUCCUGGUUCCAGUCAUCACUCUCUUCUUGCUGCUGGUCGUGCGGCCGCUUUACAGACGCUACUCUUCGCCAUUGCGACAAUUCCCGGGGCCAUUCCUGGCGUCUUGCUCCAGAAUAUGGCGAAUGUGGAGUGUCUGGACAGGUAAAAACGAACAGCACUAUAUUGCAGUCCACAAGAAGUACGGACCCAUCGUUCGCACUGGACCAAACGAGGUCUCGGUCUCAUCGCCAGACGCUGCACUAGAUCUAUUCAAGACCGGCAAGGGAUUCCACAAGACCGACUUUUACGGCGUCUUUCCGCCCCCGGAGAAUCCAGAUAUCUUCACCGAAACUCGCGAGUCUGUCCACGGCGUCAAGAAGCGAUAUGCAGCAACUCCGUAUAGUUUGGCCUCGAUGCAGCAGUGCACGGAUCGCAUCGAAGCAACGGAGCAACUACUCAUCUCCCAACUGGACAAAUUCACCGAUGACAAUAAAGUUUGCGACCUGGGUGACUGGUUGCAUUUCUUCGCCUUUGACGUCCUAGGAGAAGUCGCCUUUUCCAAGAAAUUCGGCUUUCUCGAGGCUGGUGUCGAUGUGGACGGCGCUAUCAAGACGAUUGACGACUCGCAAUGGUACAACGGUCUGAUCGGGCAGGUCCCCUGGCUCGAUCAUAUCUUCAGACGCAACCCGCUUUGGCAAUUCGUUCCGUUCCUCGCCACCAAGAAUGCCCUCGUCACACGAACUGCGAUGGGCCAGCUUGAAAAGCGCAUCAACCCUCAAGGCGAAAAGGUCGAGUAUAAGGAUCUUCUCAACAGCUUGAUCGAAGCUCAGAAGCAGCAUCCCGAAGCUCUCGGCACUGGUGAUGUCUUUGCUAUUGCGCAUGGUGCCAUCUUCGCCGGCAGUGACAGCACCGCAAGCACGAUGCAAAGCUUCAUGUGGCAGGUGGCGUCAAACAAGCGUGUCUACGACAAGUUGAUGCAGGAGAUCCUGUCGGCUGAUCUGUCAGACAUGGUGACGUACAACGAGGCCCAGAAUCUGCCGUACUUUCAGGCUUGUCUGAAGGAAGCCAUGAGAAUCAACCCAGCUGUCGGACUGAACAUCACACGAAAGGUGCCGCCUGGUGGUGCUGAGCUUGGUUGUCAUAAACUGCCAGGUGGCACAGAAGUCGCUGUCAAUGGAUGGGUUCUGCACAGAGACACCAGUGUGUUUGGAGAGGAUGCAGAAGUGUUCAGACCUGAGAGAUGGAUUGAAGGCGAUAAGGAGAAGAUCAAGAUGAUGGAAAGGUGCAUGUUCCAGUUUGGCGGUGGUUCUCACGUUUGCAUUGGCCGACAUCUCGCCUUGCUCGAAAUGAACAAGGUUCUGCCCCAGCUCUUGCGACGGUAUGAGAUCCAGCUCGUGAACCCGAAUAAGCCGCUCGACCACCACUCGAGUUUCUUUGUCGUUCAAUGGGGCUUAUUGGCGUACCUCAAGCUGAGAGAAAAGGCUUAAAUGGCUCGUGUUGAGAGACGGAAGCGUGAAAGUUACUACUUGCGACGACCGUGAACGAUCAUAUUUCGAUGAUCGAAGCGGCCCUCAGAGUGCGAAGCAAUGCUUGUAAGGACACCACCAUGACCAAGAUGUACUUGGAGAGAGGGGAGCGCCUGGCGUCUUAUUCAAGGUGAACUGAGCGAAAAUUGGUGUAAGCUGAGGUGGCUGAGG
Exophiala xenobiotica is the source of this 1761-nucleotide messenger RNA. RefSeq lists its product as uncharacterized. The transcript has 3 exons. Lineage: Eukaryota; Fungi; Ascomycota; Eurotiomycetes; Chaetothyriales; Herpotrichiellaceae. The coding region runs from base 1 to 1551 and encodes 516 amino acids. The record is from RefSeq and is a predicted model, not a curated record. Gene Ontology annotation, molecular function: monooxygenase activity; oxidoreductase activity, acting on paired donors, with incorporation or reduction of molecular oxygen; heme binding.